AACUCACCGUGCACCGAGUGCGAAGAUGAAGCCAUCAGGUCCCGGUACUAAGAGGAGGAAGAAGUUAAAGGUGACCAUGCCAAGAAGUGAGUCCUCGCUACAGGUGAUGGAUGUCGUGGAGGUAACCCUCCCCCGAUCCAUACCUCCAAGGCAGCAAGAUGCUGCGCCACCACCUGAUGCUAGGGGUGACGAAGAAGAAGAAGGUGUUGAUCACAUCAGCAGCCUCCCAGAUGCAAUCCUCGGCGACAUAAUCUCCCUCUUAUCCAUGAAGGAAGGUGCGCGCACCCAAAUCCUGUCCUCCCGGUGGCGCCACUCUUGGCGCGCUGCCCCUCUCGUCCUUGACGGCUCCGAGCUCGUCACUCCAAUGGACCUUAGAACUGAUGAGAAGGUCCUCGCCGCUGACGACAAGGCCCUCACCAGCACAGUCUCGCUCAUCCUCUCUACCCACUCGGGCCCCGGGCGCCGCUUUUGCAUCCCGGCGCACCACCUCUCCGAUCGAGCCACCACAGUCGACUCCUGGCUUCGCUCUCCGGCGCUCGACAACCUCCAGGAACUUGAUUUCUGGGAUGAUGGGAUAUAUGGGUAUCUUCGGCAGUUUGCACCGGUACCCCCACCGGCAUCUGCUUUCCGGUUCUCCGGCACCCUCCGCGUUGCUACCUUCGGCAAAUGCCAGCUCCCAGAUGGCUUGGUGGAAGGGAUUCACUUUCCCAACCUCAAGCAGCUCGGCCUUGAAUAUGUCAAUAUCUCGGAGGGCUCACUGCACGCCAUGAUUUCCAGCUGCCCCGUUCUGGAAUGUCUGCUCCUUCACCUCAGCUUUGGGUUUAGCUGCCUCCGGAUAAGCUCCAGCAGCCUUAAGAGCAUCGGUGUGGGUACUAAUCGUUAUCGUAACCAGCCCCAGUUACGGGAAAUCAUCAUUGCUGAUGCGCCGUGUCUUGAAAGGUUGCUUUUUCUUGAACCAUACAUGUCGAUCAGUGUAUCUGUGAUCGCAGCACCUAAACUUGAGACCUUAGGCUUUCCCACUGAUGGGAUUGAUGGGUACGAUCCUUUCAGAAUCGAGUUUGGGACGACCACCAUUCAGGUAGCUGCAGAAUUCUUGUUUCUUUGCCAUCAAAGGCUGCUAACUUGCAUUUUCUGGUAUAGACCAUCUGCAUUUGCUGAUAGCUUUAUGUUUUGUUUAAUGCUUGGUUUAGGAAUUGCAAGUCAUUAACAUGACCACGGUGGUGCGCAGUGUCAAGAUUCUAGCUGUGAGAUCAAUGCAUAUAAAUCUUGAUAUGGUGAUUGACUUGAUGAAAUGCUUUCCAUGUCUG
Molecule: messenger RNA, 1307 nt
Organism: Panicum virgatum (switchgrass)
Lineage: Eukaryota; Viridiplantae; Streptophyta; Magnoliopsida; Poales; Poaceae
Product: F-box/LRR-repeat protein At2g29930-like
Exons: 1
Coding region: 26-1207 (393 amino acids)
Molecular function (GO): protein binding
Source: RefSeq, a predicted model, not a curated record